AUGGGCUACCACCACCUCCUACUCUCGCCGCCGGUGGCGCAGCCGCCCCGCCCCGCCCUUCUCCCUCCACCCCGCGGCCGCCGCGGCAGCGGCGCCGGGCGGGUGGCUACCGCAGUCUUUGCCUCGGCGUCUAGCGCCGCUCGUUCCCCCGCUGCGGACGACGCCACGCGGAGGAGGGCCGUGCUCCUCGUCGGCGUCUCGGUGCUCCCGCUCCUCCGCCUCCGCGACGCCGCCGCUGCGGCGGCCAGGGCGCAGCGCUCGUCGAUUGAUCUCGUCACUGGUCAGUAG
Messenger RNA from Miscanthus lutarioriparius, 288 nucleotides. NCBI's taxonomy places the organism in Eukaryota, Viridiplantae, Streptophyta, Magnoliopsida, Poales, Poaceae. The record is from the annotation of a GenBank genome assembly.